CAUUUUCUAAUGACAUUUGUUUGUUUUGUGGGGUGUACGGUAUUCUUUAUUGUUGUUGUUUUUAAUUAAAGUUACGUGUGUUUUGUUAUAUUUAUCACAUAUAAAUCAUUUCGGACUAUAAUCUCCACUCUGUAUGAGACGGCUGUGGGCUCACUUGUAAAGCAGAAGUGCCAAGAAGGCAACAUGUCGCUGCAGAAGCUGACGGCUCUGCGCGCGCUGAUGGCGAGCCAGCCCACCGCGCUCGCCGCAUACAUCGUGCCCACCGCUGAUGCACACAACUCAGAGUACAUAGCGGCGACGGACGCGCGGCGCGAGUGGGUGUCGGGCUUCACGGGGUCGGCGGGCACCGCGCUGGUGACGGCGGACCGCGCGCUCGUGUGGACGGACGGCCGCUACUACACGCAGUUCGACCGCGAGGCCGACCUCACACUGUGGACGCUGAUGAGGCAGAGUUUGCCUGACACGCCCACUAUGGAGGCGUGGUUGCUGAAGCACAUGCCCACGGGCUCCGUGGUCGGCGCCGACCCCCACACUAUGACUAGAGAGGAGUGGACACCAUUGCAGAAUGCUCUUACAAAGGCCAAAAUGCAGUUGGUGGCCGUGGAUAACAAUUUGGUGGACCAAAUAAGACAGGAUAUGAAAGACCCGCCGCCGCCGCGUCCGUGCAACAAGAUCAUGCACGUCCCUGUGCAGUACACAGGCAAAACCGCUGGUAAGAAGAUAGAAGAGUUACGUGAGAAGAUGAAAGAGAAGAAAGCGUCCGCACUCGUCGUCACCGCGCUCGAUGAAGUGGCUUACACCCUAAAUCUCCGCGGCAGCGACAUCGAGUACAACCCGGUGCUGUUCGCGUACCUCGUGAUCACGGAGCAGACGGUGCGGCUGUUCUGGGGUACCGGCGCGCUGCCCGCGGCGGUGGCAAACGCGCUCGCGGCAGAGGGCGUGGCGGUGGACGCGCGCCCGUACGGUGACGUCGCAGCGGCGCUCACGCAGAUGGCGAAGGAGUUUUCGGAGAGCGGCGAGGAGCAUUCCAUAUGGCUGUCGAGCGACGCCAGCGAGGCUAUACAUAGGGCUGCGUCAGGGAGCGGUGUGCUAUCGACGCCGCUGAACCUCAUCUCGGAGGUGUCUCCCGUCACGCUCAUGAAGAUGAUCAAAAAUGAAGUCGAGCUGGAGGGUUUCCGUAAAUGUCACAUCCGCGACGGCAUAGCGGUGGUGCGGUUGUUCCGCUGGCUGCACGAGCGCGUCGACGCCGGCGACACCGUCACCGAGAUACAGGCGGCCGACAAGCUGCUCGAGUUCCGGAAAGAGGAGCAGCACUUCAUGGGCCCAUCGUUCGAGACGAUAGCGGGCGCGGGCGAGAACGGCGCCGUCAUACACUACAGCCCGGCGCGCGAAGGCGACCAGCGCGACAUCCGCCCGACAGACAUGUUCCUGCUGGACUCCGGCGGACAGUACCUUGACGGCACGACGGACAUAACACGGACGCGGCACAUGGGCACGCCGUCGGAUGAGCAGUGCGACGCGUUCACGCGCGUGCUCAAGGGACAGAUCGCUAUAUCGACCGCGCUGUACCCGCAAGGAGUCAGGGGUAACGUCCUCGACUCGCUCGCCCGCAAGUUCCUCUGGGAUGUGGGCCUAGACUAUGCCCACGGUACGGGCCACGGCGUCGGCCACUUCCUCAACGUGCACGAGGGCCCCAGCGGUGUGUCCUGGCGUCCCUACCCGCACGACCCCGGCCUUAAACCCCACCAGAUACUCAGCAACGAGCCCGGUUACUAUAAGGUGGGCGAAUACGGUAUACGUCAUGAGGACCUGGUGAUCACCGUCAACGUCACCAAGGACUCCGAUCACCCCAGGGCUAGCGGUCUGCUGGGUGACUUCGACGGCCGCGGCGUGCUCGGCAUGGAGACCAUCACGCUCGUGCCCAACCAGCGCAAGUGCAUGAAGCUCGACCUGCUCACUGACUUCGAGCUGGCGUACAUCAACGCGUACCACACGCGCGUGUUGCGUACGCUCGGCCCGGAGCUCAAAACCCGCGGUUUGAAGGAGGACUUGGCGUGGCUGGAGAGAGAAUGUGAGGUCAUCACCAGGACAUAGUACGAAUAAAUAUUG
Aricia agestis (brown argus) is the source of this 2109-nucleotide messenger RNA. RefSeq names its product xaa-Pro aminopeptidase ApepP-like (gene ApepP). The record is from RefSeq and is a predicted model, not a curated record. Lineage: Eukaryota; Metazoa; Arthropoda; Insecta; Lepidoptera; Lycaenidae. Gene Ontology annotation, molecular function: metalloaminopeptidase activity. The transcript is spliced from 17 exons. Bases 184 to 2094 code for a protein of 636 amino acids.